This is a messenger RNA of Armigeres subalbatus, 2192 nucleotides long. Its product is annotated as beta-1,3-galactosyltransferase 9-like. Gene Ontology annotation, cellular component: Golgi membrane. The record is from RefSeq and is a predicted model, not a curated record. Gene Ontology annotation, molecular function: hexosyltransferase activity. NCBI's taxonomy places the organism in Eukaryota, Metazoa, Arthropoda, Insecta, Diptera, Culicidae.
AUACGAGUGCCGAUCCGCUCGGUUGCGUUUGCGGCUUUUUUCGCGGAUUUCCAUCGCGUGGCGUGUACAAACCUGUUGUGUGAUACGUUGCAGCACUUGCCUGCUAUUGGUUGUGAUUCUCGUCCAGAGUAAAGGUGCGAAAGUGAACAGAGAAGAAACAGUGCUGAGCGAAGGUGUUUUGGCUAUCUGCACCCCACUCCCCACUGCGCAGAUCAACACAAAGUGUAUCCUAUCUACUCCCCUGUCGUCCGGUGGUGGUGGCGGUGGCGUCGGCAGACGAUAUAGCGCUUCAUCGCAUCGGUUCGAGGCAAUUAGUGCUGCCAAGUGCUGCUAAUAAAGUGCCACGUGGGUUUCCAUACGCGUAUUUGCUAAGAGAGGUGCCACGCGCGUGAUGGGAAUGAUCUUCCGUCGCUUCCCACCGGGCACACUGUCUACUUCCAUCCGCCAGGCUGCGUAGUGUUGUCUAAUUGCGCACCACACCAUAGUAGCGUCAUACCGAAUACAAACGUAGAGAACUAGCAGCAGUAAUUCUUACUUUCCAAGAACUGAUAAGCGGUGUAUAAUGAAAAAAUCAGACAAUUACUAAUCUGCAGGCGGCACGCUUCAAAUAUCACAACACCUGCCUCCGCAGCCACCGAGCUCGCGAAAGGCGUUGGCGUCCCCCGGGGUCAUGUUCGAGCGUCGUCCACUGUUUGGGGCUCUGAUCGUGCUGACACUGGUAGUGACGAUAUGGCACAUGUCGCUGCAGGAAGCCGACAGCAGCGAACCGACUGGCAUCGUACCACCCUACAUGCAAGGGCCCCCUUCACACACAUCCCCGGUGGCGGUUCCCCACCCUAGCAGCGGUUACAAUUUAUACGCCUUACCGGACGGUGGGGGUCCCGGUGAUGAUGUGGCGGUCAGUUGGAACCAAACCAACGCGUCACGAUCGAUUCUAUCGUUAGUCAAUCCAGUCGAACGGUUGCCAAAAGAUGAUUAUACCAGUUUAAUAGAUUUAAAAGAUUUUAGAUUCAUCAUCAACUUUAACAAUUGUAGUAGCGAUAGCGGAAGGAGUAGGUCAGACAGUGUGCAAAGUGAUAGCCUUAAGGGUGACGAACGACGAUCACCGUUAGUUUUAGUACUAGUUCAUUCGGCACCAUCCAAUUGGUACAAGCGCAAUACGAUUCGUGAUACUUGGGGACAGCACGAUCCGCGAGCAAAGCUCGUCUUCCUACUGGGUAUAGUCAACUCCAGAACCCUGCAGCGACGGAUAGAGCAAGAAAACCGUAUGUACGACGACAUCGUACAGGGAAACUUCCUAGACGCCUAUCGCAAUAUGACCUACAAGCAUGUGAUGGCACUAAAAUGGUUCACAUAUCACUGUCCCGAAGCCAAAUACAUUCUAAAAGCGGACGACGAUGUCUUCGUGAAUACUCCCACACUGUACGACGUGCUCGAAUCGACAACCCAACGGCGGAGGUUGCUCUUCUGCCAGGAGAUCCGGCAAGCGCCGGUCAAGCGAACACACCGCUCUAAGUGGUUCGUUAGCAUUCCGGAGUACCGGAACAAGUACUACCCCAGCCACUGUCCCGGUUACUCGAUAAUCUACACUCCGGACGUGGCGUUCCUGCUCUACCGAGAGGCGCAACAGCAGCCCUACUUCUGGAUCGACGACGUCCACGUGACGGGUACUAUUGCACAGCGAAUCAACGCCACCAUCACCCCUACCGGCAGCAUGCUGCUCAACCAAACCCAAAAAGAUGCCAUCAUCGAGAACAAACUGAAUGCCACCGAGCAGCAGUUCUUCUUUACCACGCCGGAUCUGCGCGACGGCGAAAUCCGGAAGCUCUGGAAGGCGGUAACCGCGUCGAGGCGCACCGGUAGCAGAUAGUGACCGGAUGGGUAUGAUCGCAUCCCCGGAUCAAAUGCAACGGACCACCAUUAGACAACUACUAGCGCACGUGUGAAUGUAAUUUUUGAGUGCAAGAGUGUUUUCGAGGGGACGGAGCCCGGAAGGGUGUAUGUGUGGAAAAGCCCAUGAACUGAGUCUAGAACUAAGGAGAAGAAUCCAGAGUCCACCGUCCCCCCACUGUCAAAGUUGUCCGCGUUUUAUUGAUAUUAGUAUUAGUAGGUAAAUACUUUUUGUUCUCUUCAUCGACAUAUUUCGCCUGGAAAAGACUUCCCCGAUCUGGAUCGUUAGCAAUGCAAAUAAG